Molecule: messenger RNA, 2797 nt
Organism: Procambarus clarkii (red swamp crayfish)
Lineage: Eukaryota; Metazoa; Arthropoda; Malacostraca; Decapoda; Cambaridae
Source: RefSeq, a predicted model, not a curated record
UCACUGGUGAUCAAAUGAUCGCCAGACUCGUUCACUGCCACAAUGUUUAUAUUUUGAUGUCGAGGGGAGCAGACGUCAUCUCAGAAGACGGUACAUCGGGAGACUGUACCUCACGUGACGGUACACCAGAAUACGGUGCCUCAGCUUUCAGAGAGAUGGUGGUGGUGUUGUGGCAGAACUGGGGAGAACAUGUGGGCCGCCAGUUACCACAUUUCUUGGCGGGUGCAACGCUCACUGAUGUCACCAUUUCUGUGGGGCCAAGAAGUAUCAAGGCUCAUCGCAUUAUUUUAGCAUUCUUCAGCCCAUUUUUUAAAAAAAUGUUAGAGGAAAUCAGUGAAGAGCGUCCAAUGGUGGUCGUGUUUCCAGGCAUCAACUUUGAUGCAUUACAAAUUAUCAUCGCCUACAUGUAUCGUGGACAGGUGAAUGUCCCAGCUGAAAUUCUGCCACAUGUUAUUGACUUAGCCAAGAUGCUCAAAGUUAAGGGACUCAUUGAACUUCCGGCACAGUUGAAUACCGUGAUUGGUGGGUCGGGAGGGAAGGUUCCAGUUAACCAGAACAUUAUACAUGAUAAUGAAGACUCCCAGAUGUGCCUCGACGACGAAGGCAUGGUGGAAUUGGAAGUAACUGCUGCCGACUCUGAUGCUGGCGUCUCCAGUACACCCUUGGGAGAGAAUUCUCAUGGGUGUGUGACUGUUGUGAGUGCUAACCAAGUGGUAACAUCCAGCUCUUCACUACUAGCACAGCACCAACACAGCCAGCCUCACUCACAAAAAGUCAUUGCAACAAGUACCAGAGGAGUGGAAACUGCAGACAGCAAAGUGGAGGGUAGCAGUCAUCAUGUUCUCAUCCAACCAGAGGACAUCCAACUCUCCACCGUAGAUGAUCUUAAUCCCACUCACAUAGUCAAGCUGAGCGAGGAUGGCACCAUGGGCGAGGUGCUCUUUAGCGGGGACUACAUCCAUGGUGAUGGUUCCACCGAGGACCACACGUCUGCUGACGACUCCCUCCAGGAAGGCCAAGAGUAUAGUUCAUCCAAAAAGAGAAGAAAAAUCAUUUACAAACUUGCAAGAUAUGGACCAGAAGAUCUUCAAAGAGCAAUUGAAGAUGUGCGCUCUGGAAUGGGAACUUUACGGGAAAUUGCUGAGAGAUGGGGUGUACCGCACUCCACUCUUUCUGUUAAUGCACGAAUAGCUGGUGUGUCCAUCCAGCAGAGAAAUUUGGACUACGACAGUGAUACUCUUGAAGCAGCAAAGCAGGCUGUUAAAGCUGGAUCAAGUUACAUGAAGGUAGCACGUGAGUACAACAUACCCAAGUCGGUGUUGUGGAGACGGUGUCAACGGGAAGGCAUACUUCGGGAAGAGGCUCGGCGCUGUUACAACUAUUCACAGGACGAUCUCGGCCAGGCCCGAGAUAUGCUAAUAAAUGGCUGCUCACUCUCACAAAUUGUCAAAGAAACAAAAAUCCCCAAAACAACAUUAUUCCGUUUGAAAGAACAGUUAGUACGUGAUGGGAAGAUGCCAGCAUCAUGCAUCAAUAGGAUUAUCCGACCACGACGCACCUCAGAGGUGUCGCUCCAGCAGGCUGUUUCAGCAUGUAAAGAGGAAGGGAUGUCGCAGGGUCAAGCUUCAGAGAAAUUCCAGGUAUCAAAAACAACUGUAUGGCGCCGCCUCAAACGCUUAAAGCAAGAAGACCCUAUCAUCAACUCUUCUGUAACUUCAGGAAGUACCCAGAAUGUUAAAAUUGAAGUGGUAGAAGACAUCACGAAUAACCCUCUGAACAAUACGUAUGAUGAAAUUACUAUGGGGUAUGCAGAAGAUGGGGAACUGCAGUAUGUAGGAACAGUUACUGGCCAGAGUCAAGUGAAGACACUUGACUAUGAAAAUGCAACAAGAUUUACCAACUCUGGUAAUACUGAAAAAUGUCCUCAAACGAAGGGUCAAAAUAUUCCGGAGGCUAAGAUGAGCAGCAGCAAGAGCGAUACGCUAGGAACGGUCUCCGAGUCUUCCAUAGUAACCAGAGAAGGACAAGAUAUGGUGAUAACAUCACAGGCAUCGUCAUUCAUGAAGAGUGAUCAUCUAGGAAUACUGACAAGUGAGGGACACAUAAUCCACAGUGGAGCUCCACUGACCAUCGCACAGGGAGGCAAGAUUAUGGCACAGGCAGAACCUUCAGGAGACGGGACAGGGAAUCCUCAGUUUGAGUUGGAGAUGCCUCUUAUGAACCUACCUGGCUGUGGGUACCAAGUUGUGGGGAGCGAGAUUGUGAUUGGUGGGCAGCAAAUGGUCGUGCUAGAGUCCCCAGGAGCCGCUCAGCACCACCAGGACCACUCCAACCAUCACCACCUCGUUGUCGCCUCCUUUACACAAAUGGAAGGACUUGAUGAACUGUCAAAGGUGGAAAGAAGAGAGAGUGUAGACAACAUAGAAACUACAUCACAAGUGGAAACGAGGCAAGUUAGUGCAGCCAUCGAGGUCUCGGAAAGUAUCUCGUAGUUAUAAGUACUCCAGUGUACUGUAUUUGAAUGCUACACUAUUUUCACAUAAAGUGUGAUGGGCCUUUCACUCUAAUACUGCGAUGCCGGACUCGGUCCCAGGAGCUUUUAGUCUGAAAAUGGCCGCUGUGGAAGUUUCUUCAGAAGGCUCUGUCAUCACACAAACCUCUCACUCUUUAUCUGUAUUUAUUCCUCCCAUCACCUUUUCUCUUCCAAAAUACUGGUUAUCUGCUUCUACCAUAUGACUGUUACUGUAUAUCCUACUGGAUAUAAUAAUACCAUAAUAAUAAUAAUAAUAUAAUACCA